This is a messenger RNA of Ceraceosorus bombacis, 1296 nucleotides long. NCBI's taxonomy places the organism in Eukaryota, Fungi, Basidiomycota, Exobasidiomycetes, Ceraceosorales, Ceraceosoraceae. The record is from the annotation of a GenBank genome assembly.
AUGGCGAAACGCGUAUCUCAGGGAGGAGCAGGAGGAGGCAUCAUGUCCGCCACUCCUCGUCGUAGUCUACUGACUCCUGGAGGUUACAUGACGCCGCGCAACAAUCUAGCUUCAUCCUCUCUGCAAGCCGCGCACAAUAUUCCUUCUUACGACUUGCCCUCGCACGCGCUGCUAGACCUUACGGGCGAUUGCAAACCUUCGUUGCACUUUGCUCCGUUGCAGGAGAGCAUCAAGCAGUUUGGAGAUGCGAUUGAUCGAUGGGUCAGCAAGACUUUCAACGAGUGGCAGGAUGAGAAGCUGGGAAAUGAACAGAGGGAGAUGGACCUUGUGAGAGAGAUCAAGGAAAAGGAAAAGUUGAUUCAGGAGGCUAAAGUAGCUCAGGGUCAAUUGUAUGCUGGUGAGUUGAUGGCAACGGAAGGAGGAGGAGGAAGAGAUGUUGAUGUGGGGGGAGACGUGUUGAUGGAUGGAAGGGGCGAGGCGGGCGAGGCGGGGGGCGCAAUGCUGUGUUGCAAAGGUCCGAUGCGGCCACACUGACUGACGCUUUGAUUUGGUCUCGCAUGCAAACGCCUCAGAAAUCGCCUCGGAGCGCGAAGCCGAUUCUUCUGCGCGUCAGGAGCUUCGAGAUCUCGAGAGGCGUUUGGCCAGCGUGAAUGCGCAAUCCGAAUCCGCUUCCAAGGAGUUGGCCGAGGUGGAGGAGAAGCUGAAGCGGAAAAGGUCGGAGAAGCUGGACGAUAGGGAGAUCAUCAAGCGGCAACAGGAGAGCAAUACGGUCGAGUUGAACCAUCUUGAAAGGUGCACUGGGCUGAGGAUCGAAGGUACGAAACAGGGUGAGUAUUGUCAGUGAGAGCCCGAGCAUCGCAUCGAUGUUCGACGUGUCGGUGUGCCAUCUGGCUUAGCGCCAUCCUACCUCUUUUUUAUUCUUUAAAAAGCUUCGACUGUACGCUACGUCUGGUCGCUCGUCAAUCCCGACGAGUACGGAGAGGAGGUGGAGGCGGUGGUGGACCUGAGCGGCAGCGAUUACAAGCGUGAGCACAAGCGGCCGUUUCAUUUUCCUGCCGCGACACGAGUGGCACCACUGACCACAUGCGCAUCGCCCCCCGGAACCCAAACGCAUUCCAUCUCGUGCACGCUUCAGUCCUCUCUCAUUCCCCACCUCUACCCAAGGAAAAGUUGGAUCAAGUCAUGAAGGAGCUGAACUCCAGCAGAAAAGUCUGGGCUUGGGUCGUCAAGAUGAGGAGUCUCUUUAGGGAAGAGGUGGAAAGACUUCGAGCGGAGCGCAAAGCUAGGGGAGAAUAG